AUGGAUCAUCCAAAGGGAUAUCUUGCUUUACUCCUGUUUGUGUUGGUCAGUGUGUCCAGUCAGAAUAACCUGAUCACAUGGUGCACAGUUUCAGAUGCAGAGGAGCAAAAGUGUAUGGAUUUAGCUGGAAAUGCCACAGCCAGGAACAUCCGUGGGAAUCUACAGUGUGUGCGGGGCCAGAGCCCCACAGACUGCAUGGAAAAGAUUAAGAACGGCUCAGCUGAUGCUGCAACCAUGUAUCCUGAUGAGAUUUACACUGCUGGCUGGUGCUAUGGUCUGGAUGUGGCAGCAGGAGAAUCCUAUAAUGGAGCAGAUGGCAUCAAUUACUAUGUGGUUGCCUUGGCGAGGAGGUCUUCGAGUGACCUGUCCCUGCUGGAGAUGCAUGAACGCAGUUCCUGUCACCCUGGGAUACGAACCACAGUGGGCUGGACUGUACCCAUCGGCUUCUUGGUCAACACGUCUCAGAUCAGCGUGGAUGAGCAGUGUAACUUCCCUCAUGCCGUAGGGGAUUUCUUUGGCUACAGCUGUGUCCCAGGAGUCAAGGACCCAGAGCACGAUCCUCGGGGAAACAAUCCCAAGAACCUUUGCGAGGCCUGCAUUGGGGACGAGAACGACCGCCACAUCUGUGCCAAUAACCCCAGAGAGCGCCACUUUGGGGAGUCUGGAGCUCUGAGAUGUGUAGCAGAGAAUCUGGGAGACGUGGCCUUCGUCAAACAUACAACAGUGUUUGAUAACAUGCAGGGUAAGAAUCAGGAGUCGUGGGCGAUGGAUCUGGAGCUGGAGGAUUUGAAACUGCUGUGUCCAGAUGGAGGGGAGGCCACUCUGUUCGAGCAUAAACACUGCCACCUGGCCGUGGUGCCCGCCAACGCCGUGGUCGUACGCCUGGAGGACAAAUGCCGUGUCUACAAGUUUCUCGAACGUGUGCAGAAUGCAUUUGGCAAUGCUACGCAGGGCUUCUCUCUCUUCAGCUCGGCAGGUUAUGGAGACACAGAUGUGAUGUUCAGUGAUUCCACCCAGAGGCUGUUGAGGGUUGUUGGCACCUACACCUCUUGGCUGGGACCCAGCUAUACGACCAUGCUGCAAGCUUUUGAAUGUGAAGGCUUCACAGCCUCUGAUUUUCCUCCUCCGUCCAUCUUUUGGCGCCAUGUAUCAGAUUAG
This is a messenger RNA of Chanos chanos (milkfish), 1158 nucleotides long. RefSeq names its product otolith matrix protein (gene otomp). Lineage: Eukaryota; Metazoa; Chordata; Actinopteri; Gonorynchiformes; Chanidae. Gene Ontology annotation, biological process: iron ion transport. The record is from RefSeq and is a predicted model, not a curated record. The coding region runs from base 1 to 1158 and encodes 385 amino acids. The transcript is spliced from 9 exons. Gene Ontology annotation, cellular component: plasma membrane; early endosome; recycling endosome.